Messenger RNA from Symbiodinium pilosum, 2058 nucleotides. The record is from the annotation of a GenBank genome assembly. Lineage: Eukaryota; Dinophyceae; Suessiales; Symbiodiniaceae.
AUGAAGGAGGUCAAACCACCCGAGAGACUACAAGCCAAGCCAGGUUACCAGCGCAGGAAGACGCUUCCUGCAGUCGUGUCUUCCAAAGCCGAGGCGACAGCCAAGCCACUGCGUACUCAGAGGCGAAUGACGAGCCCAGCUAUAGGCCCCAGGUCCACUUCUCAAGGUUAUCGCAUCUUCGUCUCGGACACGGAUGCAAAGAACAGUGAGGACCGCGACUUUUCAGAGGAUGCGCUCGGGGAGUUCGAGCGAGAGUUUCGUCGCCUUGCUGGCCUGCCACCUCGCCUGCCCACACCACCCAAGUGGGUGCCACCUUGGGCCCGGAGUACGGGGACGCAGGCAGGGCCUUGCUUGGCACCUGUGGUUCCGAUAAGCGCGGAUGCAUUGCCGCGAUCUCCCUUUCUGCCGCGCCUGCACGGAGCUGACGAAAGCGAUAUGCUGUCCAACGUACUGAGCUCGCUGCUUCCAGCGGCGCCAUCAAGACACUUGCGGCCACCUCCAGCCGUUCAUGAUCAGGACGUGCUGUCCCCCUGUACGGCCUCGCCGCAGAGCCCUUUCAGCCCCAUCAGCCCCAGCUCGGCUGGGCUACCGCUCUCAGAGGAGGAGGAGCGGAAGCGGAGUGAGGUUCUGGCAUUCUUCGACACACUGGUUAGAAGAUUCGGGAACACCAACAGGGCGUUUCGCGCGAUGAAGCAAGCGGCACAGGUUGCCCGCCCGCCUUCUUCCCAACAGGCAUUUGGCCCGGCACUGGCGCCACUGAGCAAGCCGGAGUUCGAGUGGUGUGUGACUGCCUUGUUGCAGCAUGGCAACCGACGAUUGGCCUCGCGCCUCUUUGCAGCAUUGGACACCGGCUUCGCAGAAAUCCCCGUGGCCAGCUUGAAUCACAAGCUGGACUGGGUGGAGGAUCUCGCUUCCUUAUUCCAGCUGCGGCAGAACCUACUGGAUCGCUUUGGCUCCUUCAGAGGGGUGGAGGAAGCUCUGCAGUGGGCGAUGCUUGCGGGUUUGGAAGAUGCGCAGAGUCCAGGGACGGCGCCAACUUCUCUACACGGAAGCGUUUCCAAGAGAGAAUUUACCCAAGCGGUUUCGGCGCUUGGGAUCCCUGCAAGCCAGGCUGCGCAUCUUUUUCUCCUGCUGGACAACCGUGGUCGGGGUUCCAUUCAGCUGUCGCAGUUCGUACAUGCCCUGGAAGAGAUCCCAACGGAGCUUGCCUGGCGUGACCUUCGGCAACGACUCCUGGCCAAGAAAGGAACCAUGCAAGAUGCACUGCGUUCUCUAGACGCCGACCCAGACUCCUCCGAGAGCGAUCUCGGACGGUGUGUGGCAAAAUGUGAAGUUCCAGAGCUUCAGCUAGCGGAUGUCUCUAGAACGGCACUGCGGUCCUUUCUACGCGCAGCAGCCCCGGCCAUCAGCCUCCAAGACUUCUGGAGGCGCGUGGCGACGGAGUGGCCGGAAGUCAUGGAAGCGGCGAAGACCGUGGCAACGCGGAAGGAGGCCCAAGAGGCGCAAGAGGCCUUGCAGCACCUGGAGGAGCUUGUGUCCGAGCUUCUGCCGUGUGAGCUUCAAGUUUACACUUCAGUGCCGGAUUUGGAAAAGGGUGGUGUCAGCGCCAGCAAAGCAGUGGUUCUUCCAAGUUUGUCCUUUGAAAUGUUUGAUGCCCUCGCAGAGCAUGUAGACGUCCCGCGAGACAAUGCGCGAGAGCUCUUCCAAUGCCUUUCAAGUGCAGCUUCGGAAAGCGAAAAGGAAGGAAAGGAGGAUGCGGCUUUGGCUUCGUCUAUUUUUCUAGAAGACUUUGCCGAACAGCUGACGUUGUGGGCUGAGACUUUUGAGCCUAAGGGUUCCAAAAGAGUGAGGGCCGCCGAAAGGGUCCGUCAAGUGGUGGCUCCUGUGCGGAGAGCAAUUUCUGCACUGAAAGCUGAGCUACAGCCAGAGUUGCUAUCGCAAGGCUCCGUAGCAGAAAAAAGCGAGGAGGCUCGGGAGCCAAGGGAUCCGCGGCGCUCGAAGGCAAGAAGGAUCUCCAAACUGCCAUGGUGCGCAUACUACCGCUGCCGCCGCGCGUAG